AUGAUUUUUGAGUGGUCUUGGGAAUCUGGAGAGGUCCCGGCUGACUGGAAGCUGCUGAACGUUGUCCCAGUUUUCAAGAAGGGCGAGAAGGAGGACCUCAGAAACUACAGGCCUAAGUCCUGGGGGGAUUUUGAGGCAGCAGGUCUGGGGGAUGGAUGGGCGUGGCCCCCAGCCCUUCCCCCCGGGGAAAUUUUGGGUGGGCGCGGCCUCCCGGGUCACUGGGCUGCAUCUCCUGUUUUUGGGGCCUCGGCGGGGACAGUGGGGGGAUGGAGGGGGCUCCCCAAAAUCGGAGGCCUCUCCCAAACUGGGGGGUCACAAGACCCCUGCUCAUCCUCAUCCUGCUCCUCGCAGGCUCCCAGUGCUCCCAGACCCCCCCCCGAAGGCUGCGCCUCGUGCCCGACCCCCUCCCUGCCUCCCCCCCCGGAGCCCCCCCAGACGCCGACCCCUGUGAUCGUGACCACCGGGAGCCCCCCGAGCCCCUCCUGCUCCCCGGCCCCGCCCCGGGGGUGGCUCCAGGUGUGGGGGGGGCCCCCCUCCCGCGAGGGGCCCGUGGGGACCCCCCUGACCCUCGAGUGCCACUUCCGAGGCCCCCCCGACACCGCCCUGACCUGGCUCCAGGCGUGUCCCCCCGGGCUCGGGGAGGUCCCCCAGAGCUGCCCCUGGCCCCAGGAGGUGGUGGCCACCCGGGGGGGCCGCCGGAUGGACCGGGUGGUGCAGGAAGGGGGGGGAAGCUCCACCCUGACCUUCCCCAAACUGUCCCACAACGACUCCGGGCUCUUCUUCUGCCGCGUGGAGUCCGGGGGGGAGACGGCCCAGAGCUGCGGCACCUUCGUCAGGGUCCUCGAGCCGGUUCCCGCCCCGUUCCUGGCGCUGAGGGAGAGCACCAAGAACCGGAUCCUGACGGCGCAGGGGGUGCUGCUGCUGCUCUGCUCGGCCGGGCCGGGGCUGCUGCUGCUGCUCAGGAAGCGCUGGGCCAACGAGCAGCUGCUGCACCCCGAAAAAACCACAUGCGAGGAGGAAAACCUCUACGAGGGGCUGAACCUGGACGAGUGUUCAAUGUACGAGGACAUUUCCCGGGGGGUCCAACCCACCUACCAGGACGUGGGGACCCUCCCCGGCGACUCCCAGCUGGAAAAGCCCUGAGGGACCCCCCGAAAAAGGGGGGUGGGACCCCCCGGGAAGGGGUUUGGGAUCCCCUGGCUCUGCUUGGCCCCCCCGAUGCUCUGCUCUGGUGACACAAGGCCAUGCUGACCCCCCCCAAAAUAAAGCUGCUGCACUGCCGGACGGGUUCUGUGGGUUUUGGGGGGUUAAUUACUUGUUAGUAAUUAACGAGUGGUUAAUUAAUCAGCAAGGGGAGGCAGGUGAGAGCAGAGAUGCCUCAGAGUCUGAUGGGAAGGGGGGUCUUGUAGUGACCCCCUAUUUUUCCCCUAUUAUCCCCCAUUUUCCUUCUUCAUCCUCUAUUUUCCCCAUUUUCCCUCAUUAUCCCCCAUUUUCCCCAUUACCCUGUUUUCCCUCAUUUCCCCCAUUUUCCCCCCAUUUUCCCCCAUUUCCUCCAUUAUCCCCUAUUUCCCCUUAUUUCCCCCAUUCCCCCCCAUUUUUCCUCAUUAUCUCCUAUUUUCCCCAUUAUUCCCAUUUCCGCAUUAUCUCCUAUUUUCCCUCAUUUCCCCCCAUUAUCCUCUAUUUUCCCCUCACUCUCCCAUUUUCCCUCACUU
This is a messenger RNA of Pseudopipra pipra, 1712 nucleotides long. Its product is annotated as B-cell antigen receptor complex-associated protein alpha chain-like. The record is from RefSeq and is a predicted model, not a curated record. Gene Ontology annotation, biological process: B cell differentiation; B cell receptor signaling pathway. Gene Ontology annotation, cellular component: B cell receptor complex; external side of plasma membrane; membrane. Lineage: Eukaryota; Metazoa; Chordata; Aves; Passeriformes; Pipridae. The transcript is spliced from 6 exons. Gene Ontology annotation, molecular function: transmembrane signaling receptor activity. The coding region runs from base 1 to 1143 and encodes 380 amino acids.